AUGGGAGAAGACAUAGACCGGAUCAUAAGUGCUGAGAUACCUAACGAGGUCAACGAUCUACUAUAUUACGAAGCAAUGGAAAAGCACAUGAUGCAUUGUCCAUGUGGUAGUAUUAGGAAAGAUUCACCAUGCAUGGAAAAUGGUCAAUGCAUGAGGCACUUUCCUAAGAGGUUUGUUGCGACUACUAUUGAUGAAGACGGUUAUCCGGUUUAUAGGCACAGGGAUGAUGGCAAAAUAAUAACCAAAUCAGGUGUGGAACUUAACAAUCGAUAUGUCGUGCCUCACAAUAGGAAGUUAUUAUUGAAAUAUGGUGCUCACAUAAAUGUUGAAUGGUGUAACCAGUCAAGAUCGAUUAAGUAUCUAUUUAAAUACGUCAAUAAAGGCCAUGACCGUGUAACAGCUUUAUUUUACAGAAGUGCUAUAAGUGAUACGAAUAAUGAUCAGUGUGAUGAAAUUAGUAUGUAUUAUGAUUGUAGGAACCCUUCUGUGGUAAGGCUAGGCUUUCACCUUCCUGGUGAACAACCAGUGAUAUUCAAGGACGAUGAAAACCUGGAUGACGUUGUUAGGAAAGAGUCUGUGAAAGAAUCCAUGUUCUUAGGAUGGUUCGAGUUUGAUGCAAAUUAUGAAUGGGGAAACAAUAAGUUGAUUUCUGAUGAGCUUCGGUACGAUAAACAAAUUUUGACUGCUGAACAUGAAGUAUGUGGAUCAUCUAUAGAUGGUAUUGAUAACAUAAAGAUCCCAGAUGAUAUAUUGAUACAUGAUUGGGAUGAUCCUAUUAGUUCGAUGUGUAAAGCAACUUACCCUGAAUUAUUUUGCGGUUCAAGUUGUGUUUCACAUGUAAAAGACAAAGCCAUCCUCGUACCGACACUACAAUUGGUGGAUGAAAUAAAUAAUUAUAUGAUGAGUUUGAACCCAUCCAAAGCUCGGACUUAUUAUAGUUCUGAUACAGUUUCUGAAUCUGAAACAAAUAAUGAUAUUUUGGCAUCAAUUCACACACCAGAGUUCCUAAACACUAUUAGAUGCUCAGGAGUACCAAACCAUGAGAUAACUGUUAAGGUAGGGACACCACUCAUGUUACUAAGAAACAUAGAUCACUGA
Molecule: messenger RNA, 1098 nt
Organism: Arachis stenosperma
Lineage: Eukaryota; Viridiplantae; Streptophyta; Magnoliopsida; Fabales; Fabaceae
Exons: 4
Coding region: 1-1098 (365 amino acids)
Source: RefSeq, a predicted model, not a curated record